UGGCCGCCCACACUCCUCUACUCCUUGCUCCCAGCCACAGCGCGCACACCCUGGGCUCCCUGCCAGACAGGGGAACCCGAAAGCUCUCCCAUGGAUACCCCAUUUCGAGGGUGGAACCGACCACUAACAGUCCCAGGCCGCCCAGAUCAUCUGGCCGCCUCCUGCAAAGCGCCCAUCCCCGCUGAUAUGGAGGAGCCGGUAAGGUCACGCAACCCCUUGAGCGGCCGCGUCCCGCACCAGCACCCACUACCAGCCACCAGACGCCGGCGGAUGGAUCCCCCACGCCCGCUCCAACGUCAGACAGCAUCUUUGUGUAUGGCAUUUCUUCAGCUGUAACAUGGACGAGAUUCUAAAGUCAGAGAUUUUGACCGUUGUGUUGGAGAAGAGAGGAAGUGUAUCUUUUGAAGAAUUUGCUGGCCUGUUUCGUCAGAUCCAUGGAUAUGAGUUUAAGCUGUCAAACUAUGGUUACAAUUCACUAAGAAGUUUAUUGGAAGACAUGAAAGACUUAGUUACGCUAUACACGAUAAAAGGGCAACCGUUCAUAAAAAAACGAUCACCUGCCGAGUAUCAUGUUGUGUUCUUCAACAGAAACGAUCCAUCUCAAAAAAGUCUUAAUAUUCCACAGUUAUGCAGUGUAUCUUUACCUACCUCCGGACCUUCAGCAGGAGUCGCCAGCACAAGUUACCAUGCACAGCCUAACUCUUCCCAAGUGGACUGCACAAAGGUCAACAGUCUGGUCAUGUCAAGCCCCAAAUUUGAAACAAGCCCUGGCCCUGCAUCGAUCGGAUCUGAAUGGCAAACAUUAACUAAACCUGCAAAAGGCGUUGGUUGUUCUUCGAUCUCUGGGCCUUCAAACUGCUUUGCACCAGUAACAAAACCUAAAUCUGCAACGAGAAUUGACUGUGCUUCAAGUUCUGCUUCUUCAACCAACUCUGGUCCAUCAACAAAACCUAAAUCUUCAAGAAAUACUGUAGCUUCAAACAAAUUAAAAGCCGGAAGUCCAGCAUCAAGCUCCAUUCCUGCAAAAACACAGCUUAAAUCAGUUAGAAGCAGUUUCACUGACGCUAAUGUUAAAUCUGCAAAAUCUAAAAACAAAUCUACAACAUCAGCUAUUAAAAAUAAAACAAAUAAUAAUACGUCUAUGAAAAAUGCUAAUUCUGCAAGUCGCAAGCCAAAUGCCAGUUCAAUUAACCCAAGAGCAGCACUAGGCAAAAUGUGCCCUACAAAACCUUUACCAAAUCAGAAAAUAACUCUUCUGCCCACGCCACAGAUUCCACUAAAAAACUGUUUUUCUGAUGUGAUAAACCAAAAACAGAAGCUGCAGGAAGGAAUACGCCCAAACCUGUCCUACGCGGGAGCCUGCAGAAGUAAUAUGGAUCAAUGCAAUCAAAACAGACAACAUUUUAUUAACAACAAUGUAAGCUUUAAUAUACAUCCCCCCGGUGUAAUACAGUCUAGAGCACAGCCUAGAUCACAACUCGGUGUUAUGGCAAACUCCAUCGUCAGAGAAAACAUUGGAGCUCUGUUGAAGCAGCAUGCGAAUGGAAUGUCCAUUUUCCAAUUACAAAAAGUCUACCUUUUUAAAUUCCGGCAACCUCUUGCUCCCAAAGGUUUGCCUUCAAUAAAACAACUCCUGCUGGGAAUGAACGAUGUGGUAAAAAUGCAAGGUGUAGGAGUCCAAAUGUAUGUGUAUCCAGUACCUGCAGAGGAUAUUCCAUCGAACACAGCAGACAGACAUCUUGAAGAUUCUGUGUAUGCUAAAGAACACAAGACAAAGGGUGCAGUGUUAACUGCUCCACGUGUUUCAAGUUCUUUGAAUAAAAAGGACAGUACCCAGCACCAGACUGUAUCGCUGCCUCUUUGUAAUGACCAAUCUACCUCAUCUGGACAGAAUCAAAUGAAGCUCACAGGAGGACAGGUCAUAAACUACUUAGGACAGACAUGUCACAAGCAGCAGAUCUUACAAGACAAACAAACUCUGGAGGAAGGCAAAACCAAGUUCGCACUGACAGGCUUUUCUACCAUGACCAGCAUACCUUCUACAGUGCAAUAUAAAGGCACCAAAAUGGUUGAACCACCAAAUCGCCUUGGAAUUGCCAAAGAGCUGGAUGAGGCAGAAUGGCCUGUCCUUACUUCAAAACUUCAUGCUAUGAAAGACAUCAAGCAAUUUGCUGUUGCUUCUGUUCAACCACAUAACAUUGAAAGCAAAGCCCACAUUGCCUCUAAACCCAAUCAAAGCCAACUCUCACAGGAUCAAUCAUGCAACACAAAUUUGGCUGAAAUGCCAAGAGAAAAAAUAUUUGCUGUAACACCAACGGAAACUUUGUUGCAUUCCAGAAUUAAGAAGGCAGGGGACCUCAUGGGUCCUCCUUUCUCUCAUACCCACCAGCACAUGAAGCAUAGUCAAACAGAGCAGGACGUGCAUAGAACAAUUACCAAAUAUGGACCCGAACACAAUGCAUCUCAGUCUUCAGAUCCAGCUCAAUUAAUUCUACAUUUAUCGGGCUUCUCAAUUGUAACAGGAAAGAAUAACGUGCCUAAUGUCAAAGAAGCCUCUGAAAUUAAAGUGACCUAUCCUACUGUAGACCGCUCAAGUUCUCCUAAAGACUCAUCAGAAAUAGAAUCAGGUAUUGACAACAGAAUGCUUGUUGGAUCAAUACUUUCUGCACAUACACACAAAGUGGUAUCUGACACCCAUUCAGAAAUGUUACAUGAAACAAUGAGUCAAAUGUCUGUUUCACAUGCAAACAAGAUAACCCAAAAUACAGAACAUUCAUUGUCUCAACCACACCAGACUGUUCACGACUCACAUUAUGUUGCAGUGUCUGAUAAAACUGAAUCUCUGCUUACAAAAUCAUACCAUAAGUUAGAUGACUCCCAGGGUAGAAGUAGACAAGAGCAAGUGGAAUAUCCAUUUUCACAACCACAGAAAAACAUGACUAAUACUGUGCUAAGGAAUUUUGCAUCACCAGAACCCGAGACCCAACUGAAAAGGAUAAAUUCCCUCUUUGAACAUGCACUUCUACAAACAGGGUCUUCAUCAUUACACCCACAUGAUAAAGUGCAUUACCUACAGACUACAGGUGUCUUUGGAAAAACAGGAUCUCCAUCUUCUAGUAUAGAACACAAAGUACCUAAUGAUCAGGCCAUCAAUAUAUUUGGACAAAAAGUUUCACCUCAACUGCAACAGAAAGUGGUAAAUUAUUUGGUGGCAAAUGAGUCCAAACAAGCCGGAGCCAUGCACUCGCACAGUAUACUGGAUCAUUUGCCAAUGGAAAAUGUCCUUGGUCAAACUGGGACUUCAUUUUUUAAUUCCCAAGAAGCAGUAUCGUCUUCCCAGACCAUGACUAACUUUCAGCAAACUGUGGCUGUAGCUUCACAGUCAGAACAGAAAGUGAACAACUCUAAGAUUACAAAUGAGCACAGACAAACAGAAUCUGUCAACUCACAAUCACAAGAUCAUGUGCUUGGUCUACAAACUAAAAAUGUCAGUGGGAUAAUUGGAACUCAGUCUUCAGAUACACCAAACAGCAAUGUUUUGGGGCAAGUAACAGCUCCAGCUUCACAUAUACACGAGAAAACACCUGACUGGGUGACUGAAAAUGCUCAUAUGCAAAACACAUCUUUGGCAUUACAGUCAAGUGAAAUUGUGCUGGAUAUCCAAAAUAAAAACACAAUUGGAAUAACAUCUUCACUAUUUCAACAGAAACAAUUUCCAUCUUCUAGUAUAGAACACAAAGUACCUAAUGAUCAGGCCUUCGAUAUAUUUGGACAAAUAGUUUCACCUCAACUGCAACAGAAAGUGGCAAAUUAUGUGGUGGCAAAUGAGUCCAAACAAGCAGGAGCCAUGCACUCGCACAGUAUACUGGAUCAUUUGCCAAUAGAAAAUGACCUUGGUCAAACUGGGACUUUAUUUUUUAAUUCCCAAGAAGCAGUAUUGUCUUCCCAGACCAUGACUGACUUCCAGCAAACUGUGGCUGUAGCUUCACAGGCAGAACAACAAGUGAACAACUCUAAGAUUACAAAUGAGCACAGACAAACAGAAUCUGUAGAAUCACAAACACAGGAGCAUGUGUAUGGUCUACAUACUAAAAAUGUCAGUGGGAAAAUUGGAACUCAGUCUUCAGAUACACCAAACAGCAAUGUUUUGGGGCAAGUAACAGCUCCAGCUUCACAUAUACACGAGAAAACACCUGACUGGGUGACCGAAAAUGCUCAUAUGCAAAACACAUCUUUGGCAAUACAGUCAAGUAAGAUUGUGCUGGAUUUCCAAAAUAAAACCACAAUUGGAAUAACAUCUUCACUAUUUUCACAGAAAAAAUCUCCAUCUUCACAACAGAGAAGUGAAAUUCAACACAUCUGCAACUCUGAACAAGCCAAGUUAAUGUCUUCACAAUUACAUCAGAAAGCACCUCAAUCCUGUAUCAGCACAGCUGCACAAAAUGGAUCUCCUCCCAUGACACAACCGAUCCGUAAAUGGUCUGUUCCUAAACGUUGCGAUGAUCUUGUGUCUCCACCUGUACAGACUGGUCUGCAAAACAGUUCUGAAAAUGGUUCUGGACAUAAAGAUACUGGAACCUGGCAAACAGACAAGAAGCAAUACUGUUGUAUUUUAUGAUCUGACUUCUUCAAUGCUUGGCGUAAAACCCCCCCAAAAACAACAGAUUAUGGAUCUGAACAAAUUAAUGUAGACUUGAACUAGAACACUAUAUUUUCCAAAUGUCACAACGUUAAACAAACGUAUAAGAAAUAGAAGAAAUAUGUUAUUUAUUUAUUAAUUCAUAUUAAUUUAACAGUGGCAGAGGUGGCAUAGUAUAUACCAUCUUUAUUUUGCCAGGGGUGUAAACAUGGCAUAGGAGAGAUAAAUAUGUGCUUAAUUUAAUUAGAGAGCAUUUUCAGAUGUGAUAAUUUUGAGGCAUAUUUAUAUUGUAAUGUAAAAAAAGUUGCAUACCACAGACCACUACAUAAAUAAAAGCACUUUUUUUUUUAA
Pseudophryne corroboree (corroboree frog) is the source of this 4990-nucleotide messenger RNA. RefSeq lists its product as uncharacterized. The record is from RefSeq and is a predicted model, not a curated record. NCBI's taxonomy places the organism in Eukaryota, Metazoa, Chordata, Amphibia, Anura, Myobatrachidae. The transcript is spliced from 5 exons. Bases 338 to 4618 code for a protein of 1426 amino acids.